GGAUAUAACCAUUGUUUUUGAAAAGACAGCUGAGUUUGGAAGAAAUAUACUUGCCGGUCAAAUAAUGAAAAAUGUUUAAUAGUUAAUAAUACAAAUACUUACGAUAUGCAGCAGCUGGGCAAUAAACUAACUCGUUAUGAAAAAAUCGCAUUUCUUGGCGAAGGUCAAUUUGCCACCGUAUACAAGGCGCGGGAUGUCCUCACCGAGCAAAUUGUCGCAGUUAAAAAAAUUAAAAUCGGAAGCCGGGAAGAGGCGCAGGAUGGGAUAAACCGUACUGCCCUGCGAGAAAUCAAGUUGCUUCAUGAGCUGCAGCAUGAAAACGUUAUUGGUUUAGUUGACGUGUUUGGCCAUAAAUCCAAUGUGUCGUUAGUAUUUGAUUUUAUGGAUACUGAUCUGGAGAUUAUAAUUAAAGAUCCAAAAAUAAUACUCACGCAAGCAAAUAUCAAGGCAUAUAUGAUCAUGACAUUACGUGGUUUGGAAUAUCUACAUAUGAACUGGAUACUGCACCGUGAUUUAAAACCCAACAAUUUGUUAGUCAAUACAGAAGGUGUAUUAAAGAUUGGUGAUUUUGGCUUGGCCAAAUUUUUCGGUUCACCUAAUCGCAUCUACACACAUCAAGUGGUAACUAGGUGGUAUAGGGCACCGGAGUUGCUGUUUGGUGCGCGUCAAUACAGUACAGGUAUAGACAUAUGGGCUGUUGGCUGUAUAUUAGCGGAACUUUUAUUGCGCGUACCUUUUCUACCCGGCGAUUCUGAUCUUGAUCAACUCACAAAGAUUUUUCAAGCGCUCGGCACACCAACUGAAGAAACUUGGCCGAAUCUGAAUAAAUUACCUGACUAUAUGCAAUUUAAACAAUUUCCAGCCAUUCCUUUGCAACACAUCUUUACAGCUGCCCCUGAUGACCUAAUUGUUUUGGCGGAAAAGCUUUUAGCCUUAAAUCCGGCACAACGUUGCACAUGCACGGAAGCAUUAUGCAUGAAAUAUUUUUCCAAUAAACCAGCGCCAUCGGUGGGCCACAAACUACCUAUGCCCACAACUAAUACACAGGCUGUCGAGGAAAGACCCAGUCUAAAGCGCAAACUCAUUGAUGCUAUGGAGGGUGGCACAUUGCCCAAAAAACUUUUUUAAGCGUUACAGAAUUAAUUUUUUUUUAUAUAUGCUGUUCAUACUAUCUUAUUAUUUUUCAAUUUAUCAGUAACUUACGCUUGAAUAAUGUAAAACAGAAUAAAGAAAACACAAUUAAAUAUAUGUAAAAA
Ceratitis capitata (Mediterranean fruit fly) is the source of this 1256-nucleotide messenger RNA. RefSeq names its product cyclin-dependent kinase 7 (gene Cdk7). Lineage: Eukaryota; Metazoa; Arthropoda; Insecta; Diptera; Tephritidae. Gene Ontology annotation, molecular function: cyclin-dependent protein serine/threonine kinase activity; RNA polymerase II CTD heptapeptide repeat kinase activity; ATP binding. Bases 106 to 1128 code for a protein of 340 amino acids. Gene Ontology annotation, biological process: positive regulation of transcription by RNA polymerase II; protein phosphorylation. Gene Ontology annotation, cellular component: nucleus; transcription factor TFIIK complex; cytoplasm. The record is from RefSeq and is a predicted model, not a curated record. The transcript is spliced from 2 exons.